This is a messenger RNA of Chaetura pelagica (chimney swift), 483 nucleotides long. It is a transcript of the gene DYNLT2, whose product is annotated as t-complex-associated-testis-expressed 3. Gene Ontology annotation, cellular component: cytoplasmic dynein complex; cytoplasm. The coding region runs from base 1 to 483 and encodes 160 amino acids. Gene Ontology annotation, biological process: microtubule-based movement. The record is from RefSeq and is a predicted model, not a curated record. The transcript is spliced from 4 exons. Gene Ontology annotation, molecular function: dynein intermediate chain binding. NCBI's taxonomy places the organism in Eukaryota, Metazoa, Chordata, Aves, Apodiformes, Apodidae.
AUGAAGACAAAAGGAAAAAAGGCACAGUCAAAUUCUGAAGCUUUAGGUACAGCUCCAGUGGAAGAAGAGCGUGCUAGUGAUUCAACAAAACCUAAGCCUUUGGCACAGGAAGCUAAUCGGGCAAAGAUAAAAUGUGUUAAUACAUACAGACUGGAGUCACGGAAUAAAUUUCAGGAUUACUUAGUAAGAAAAAAAGCUCAAGCAAUACUAACGAAUAAACUUCAAGAUGCCCAAUACAGUGGAGAUUCUAGUCCUUCCUUGUGUGCUUCAAUCUCAGAAGAAAUAUUAAAGGCUGUGAAGGAAAUGGACUUUGACCGUUACAAAUAUGUGGUAUCAGUACUAAUUGUGGAAAAGGCAGGUCAAGCAAUGAAUGUUGCCAGCAGAUGGGUCUGGGAUGCUCAGAGAGACUCUUGGGUUUCAGCUAAAUGUGAAACUGAAACAUUUAUUGCACUGGCUCUGGUAAUGGCUUGUUACUAUGAGUAG